Molecule: messenger RNA, 1809 nt
Organism: Anopheles stephensi (Asian malaria mosquito)
Lineage: Eukaryota; Metazoa; Arthropoda; Insecta; Diptera; Culicidae
Product: serine protease 53-like
Exons: 5
Coding region: 101-1771 (556 amino acids)
Biological process (GO): proteolysis
Molecular function (GO): serine-type endopeptidase activity
Source: RefSeq, a predicted model, not a curated record
UGCACGGCUAGUUGCUGGCAGAACAACGAGCCGAUAAUGAUGAACAGCUCAGUGAAGCUCUUCACCUCGACGAGAGCACCGGUGUGCUUGGUGGUGUAAGAUGAUCGUUCGUUUGCAUACACUAUUCGCGCUAGCUGGUGUCGUUUACGGUCAAUAUUUUGUAGAUGACCCUCCCGCAAACUAUACCAAUGGAGUCAACUUUGAAGACUGCGAGCGACGUUUUCCGUUCGUACCACAAGAUUAUGUGCACAUAACAGCGCUUGGUGGAAAACGAGCGGUUCAGGGUGAAUUUCAGCACAUGGUCGCUAUCGGUUGGACCAGAGCGGACGGAAGAAUUGAGUACCUGUGUGGUGGUAGUCUGCUAACAUUUACCUUCAUACUAACUGCCGCCCAUUGUGCUGUGGACAUUCAAAAUGUUCCCCCCGACACCGUGCGCCUGGGUGAUACGGAUCUGGGCAGUGUGGCGGACGACGAGUACGCACAGCAGGCUAAAAUUGCACGCAUCAUCAAACACCCGCAGUAUCGAGAGUCGAGAAAAUACUUCGAUAUUGCGCUUAUCGAACUGCAGGAACGGCUGUGGGCAAACCAAGCGAUCGGUUUGGUUUGUGUGUGGCGUGAACCGGAAGCACCGACCGGGUUGCUGGAGGCGGUGGGUUUCGGUGCACUUGGAUUUGGGGAAAUGUUAAGCCCGACCUUGCAGAAGGUGCAACUUCGAACGCUCGACAGGUCGCAAUGUGCUGAACGUAUACCGAUGAAUCGUCGUCAAAUGCCGGAAGGUUUGCGUGCGGAUCAGCUGUGUGCAAGCAGUGACACGAUGGACACUUGCGAGGGUGAUUCGGGAGGACCGCUUCAAACGGAGCUGCACGAUGUGUAUGGGAAUGUGUAUCCGCUGGUGGUGGGUGUCGUAUCGUUCGGAACUCCGUGCGCAGAGGGCUCAACGGGGGUUUACACAAGGGUCAGCUCGUACGUAGAUUGGAUCGAGAAGGAGGUCAAUGAGUCUCUUAGCUAUGAAGACUGUACCUCUCGAUACGGGGGAAAUCGAAAACAGAAUUCAGCACUUUCCGCUAUAGACAAGUCGGACUCGCCUGCCUAUCGCGUUGGACUGCUGUGGAAACAGGAAGACCAGGACCUGCAUCAGUGUGGAGGACUGCUGAUCGAUUAUCAGUACGUACUGACGUCAGCUGAUUGUGUCACGUCGAGCAGAGGACCACCAACGUUCGUUGCAGUAAGUCCAGCUAGUGAUCGAGCCGCUGUUGAAGAUGUGUUAGUUCAUCCACGCUUCACGAAAAGAAGCCCGUACUUCGAUAUAGCUCUUGUGAAAAUACAGUCAUACGCUAAUCCAACGCAAAGCCAACCACUUUGUCCCUGGAGUGAUGAGUUGCACGGUAAUUGGAGCUGGGGCACGGCUCGGUUUGGAGCAUCUAUUUCACAAUCGAUCGGUUUGGCGAGCCUCCAACUAACUCCUCGACGCUAUGUACACCCCAAACUUUCCGAUGAUCGGUGCACCUUUGGUGAAGCUACUGCUGAGAACGAUCUUAUCUGCAUCAGCCGAAAGGCAGCUCUGAUACCCAGACUGUGUCAGGUUGAUUAUGGUGGCCCCGUUCUGGUCCAGAUGGGUCCAAACGAAUAUAAAGUGCUUGGUGUGUUGUCACGUGCAACGGCCCGAGGAUGUGAUGGCAAUGUGAUCUUCACCAGCCUAGCACCUCACAAACAGUGGCUAGAAUCGAUCAUGUUUAAAAAGUUGCACGAGCGACUUAUAUUUAGCGAAUAGCUGCUCACUUUUCGAUGUGUUUAAAAACUAUCCUUCAA